Paramisgurnus dabryanus is the source of this 989-nucleotide messenger RNA. RefSeq names its product zinc finger, matrin-type 5 (gene zmat5). Lineage: Eukaryota; Metazoa; Chordata; Actinopteri; Cypriniformes; Cobitidae. Gene Ontology annotation, cellular component: U12-type spliceosomal complex. The record is from RefSeq and is a predicted model, not a curated record. Gene Ontology annotation, molecular function: zinc ion binding.
UGGAGAACUUUAGUUGGACAUUAUAAGAAAAUGAAUGUUGCGCCUGUUAAAAGUAAUGUGUUUGUCCACUGGAUGUCGCUCUUGCUUAAUUCUGCGUCUUCGCCGCAUUGUUGCCAAUUCCACGUUUUCCCCUUGGAGCUGCAGAAAGAUUUUAUUCAUCAGCUAUCAUUCUUUAGCUAAGAUGAUCAAGAUGAUAGGCUAUUCUACAAACAUACUACCAAUUAAACUAAAAAUAAAUAUACUACUAAUUUUAAAUCAGAAGUUACUUUCCAGUGUAGAGAACGAUGGGGAAGCGCUAUUACUGCGACUAUUGUGAUCGCAGCUUUCAGGACAACAUGCACAACAGAAAGAAGCAUCUGAACGGCGUCCAACACCACCGAUCAAAAAAAGCCUGGUUUGACAACUUUAGAGAUGCUGCCACAAUUUUAAAUGAAGAGCGGGCAAAGGAACCAUGCAGAAAGUUCCAACAAACAGGAGAGUGUGUAUUUGGUACAAACUGUCGUUUUUCACACAUGUCCGAGAGGCACAUGAAGAUGUUGGAGCAAAAGAUUGAUGCUGAUAGGCGACAGAAGGAGUUUCCUAACGAAGAUGAGUCAUCCUCUAAGCGCAACGUUGAUGAAUGGCUCUCCAGAAGAAAGAAGAAACAGGCUGUGCUGACAUCAGGAAGUGUUUCAAAGAUUGAAGAGGAAGAGUGCGUUGAAAACAUUGAGAUACCUCCGUAUCUUCUGUCUAUUCCAGAUCUUCCUCCAUCUCUUCAUCCUCCACCAGCUGGUGGUUGGAAAGUCACACUUCAAAAUGAUUGGGGUUAAAAUUGAAAUAUAAAAAUAAUUAAGUAGUGCAGGAUACAAACCCAAUUAUUAUGCUAUUUUGCUGGCCUAUUUUAUACAUUUAAUAUUAUUAUAAUUUUUCAUAAUUGUUUUGUAAUACUUUUAAUAGCAUAAUGUGGACUUGCAUGAUGGUAUUUUUUUUUGUAAAGAAAUUCUGAAAGU